Molecule: messenger RNA, 1449 nt
Organism: Topomyia yanbarensis
Lineage: Eukaryota; Metazoa; Arthropoda; Insecta; Diptera; Culicidae
Product: prenylated Rab acceptor protein 1
Exons: 3
Coding region: 176-760 (194 amino acids)
Cellular component (GO): Golgi apparatus
Source: RefSeq, a predicted model, not a curated record
AAAAAACCCUCUUUUUCAAAAUUUCCCUUCACGUAGCACGUAAACAAAAACAAACCACGGAAGUCAGAAAAUUGUAACUUGCACAAGCGAACGAAAUAUUUUUUCAGUCUAUUUUACAGCGUAAUACCUUCCAAAGAAUAUUGUAGGUAUUUAGCACCCGAACCGAAAAUCAACCAUGCAGGAAUCCGACGUUCACAUCGAUGUGAGCGGUGAUAUGGAACCACCGAAGCAGGAGUCGCGAUCAAGCUUCAAUAUAUCCGCCUUUACCAGUUUCGCCCGAAUCCCAAGCUUGUGGGAUCUGCUUCGUCUCACCAGGCAGAAUGUUCGCCCUUGGUCAGAGUUUUUGCAGACAGCCAAUUUUAAAACCGUGGCCAAUAUCCCACGGCUCACCAAUCGGAUCAUACGCAACUUGGGUUACUUUCAGAGUAACUAUCUGUUUGUGUUCCUUGGGUUGAUUGUCUACUGUUUAUUGACAUCCCCGCUGAUCCUGAUCGUCCUGGGAGCCGUGUUUUACGCGUGCUACAAAAUUAAACAAGCCAACGCCCCGGUUGCCUUUUUCGCACGGCAGCUGAACACCAACCAGCAGUGUAUUGCGGUAAAUAUUGCAGCGAUUCCGCUGCUCUACCUAGCAGGAGCUGGAGCAGUUAUGUUUUGGGUUCUCGGCGCAUCGUUUUUCGUGAUAUCGCUUCAUGCGGCCUUCUACAAUAUCGAUGCGAUCGUCACCGAAGACACGGAAACGUUCCUCACAGAGACGGUUUAAUUGGGAAACGAGGGGGUGGGCGAAGUAUUUUUUUGUAUUCUCGUAAGUGGUCAUAUAUGUUACGACACGAGCGUAUAUUUAUUUAUGAAGCUAUCGUCUUCUACACGUUCGAGUGUUUAAAUUAGGAAGUCAAAUUCUCGCAUACUUAUUGAAAUGGUGCUAUGCUGUCCAUAAUCGCAUAUUUGUCCCAUGAUCUAUCUACAUUGGACUUGCGAUUAAAGGCUGAAUGUGCAAACGCGAGCUUCUCUGCUUCCUUUUUCGAUUAUUACGGCGCAAUUUCCAAUAUUUUUCCGGUACAUAUCGGAAGGCUAUGAUUCCGACUAGCAUAUUAUGCAAAGAGUUGAACAGUACAUUUACGACCGAGUUAUUAGUGGAAGAGAAAGUAAUAGAAGUGUGGCAUUCAUCUACAUAUAGGACCAUUUCAAUAAGGUUGCAAUUUCAAAUUUUCCUAAUCACUGUUUUGUUUGUUACAGAAUUAAGCAAUCUAUUUUUUAAUUUGAUGUAUUGUAAAUUUGACUCCCCCGAAAUAACUUUCGUUCACGAAAUCAUUAGCAACAACAUUUCUCAGCUGUAAAUGUAGUCCACUACUCACCACGACAAUUUUAAUAUCAAAACAAUUUUGCUAUUUAACAUCACUUGGUACCAGGUACGCAAGCUUAUUCGUGAUAUAAUAAACAUAUUUCUAUUGA